Molecule: messenger RNA, 7110 nt
Organism: Annulohypoxylon maeteangense
Lineage: Eukaryota; Fungi; Ascomycota; Sordariomycetes; Xylariales; Hypoxylaceae
Product: ketoacyl-synt-domain-containing protein
Exons: 6
Coding region: 1-7110 (2369 amino acids)
Biological process (GO): proteolysis; secondary metabolite biosynthetic process; fatty acid biosynthetic process
Molecular function (GO): serine-type peptidase activity; fatty acid synthase activity; 3-oxoacyl-[acyl-carrier-protein] synthase activity
Source: RefSeq, a predicted model, not a curated record
AUGACUCAAUUUAGCGCCUCGCCUAGAAGGCAUACGCGGGAGUUUGUGGUGGCAUUAUUUGGACCUCAAGCCACACACUGGACACAAGACAGUCUUGCUAGUCUCCAAUCCGACUUGUUACAGAACUCGAACCUCGAAUUCCUUGUCAAGAGUCUUCUCGAACUGCCAUCACUAUGGGCCUUACUGGAGCAGGACUAUGGCUCCGAAGGCUUUCAUGGCGCAGAUAGUCUCAAAGAACUUCACGAUUUCGCAACGGGAGAGAAGGGUCUAGACUCGAAGAGUCUCACCAAUACCCACCUGGCUCCCUUGACAGUUGUAUCUCACGUCAUCGAUUUUAUCCGAUCUAUCGAAAAUCCAGGUACUCAAGAGAGUUUAUCGGACUUUGAAGCGGCUCAAGGAUUCUGCAUUGGAUUCCUUUCGGCAGCGGCUCUUUCUUCGGCAAACGAUUGGUCCGAUUUUGAACGGAACGUAUCUAAUGCGAUUCGAUUAGCGGCAUGCAUAGGUGCUGUUGUCGAUGCGGAAGAGGCAUCGCAUGUCGCUCAAGAUAGGGCGACGGCAAUCUCCAUCCAUUGGAAAACGGCAGCCGACAGAACCUAUUUGGAAACAUGCCUAGAUAGCAUCCCUGAAGCAUAUAUAUCCUGUAUUACAGAUGACAAGAGCCUUACCGUCACGCUACCGAAGGGUAGCGAAGAAGCAUUCUGCGCACGUCUGCGCGAAUCUAGAAUAGCAACUACAUCAGUUGGUCUUGACGGGUGCUAUCACCACUCGAGACAUAUCGAAGCUGCCAAUAAACUUGUUAAGCUCUGCAACGCAAACAGCGACCUUAGGCUUCCCGAUGCUGGAAGUUUGAGAUUGCCCCUGAGAUCCACAGCAGAUGGUAGUAUAAUCAAGACUGGUGCCCUUCACGAGAUUGCCAUUCAAUUGAUCCUUUGCAAGCGAGCUCACUGGUUCCAAACCGUCAAGUUGACCUUGGGUGAUCUUAUCCCUGACAAGGCAACAUUUGUAUCCCUCGGAACCAAGUCUUGCAUUCCCCGCUCCCUCUCGACCAGCAAAUACAACCAUGACGACGGGAAUGCGAUUGAAGAGAUCGCCGUCGUAGGAAUGGCAUGCCGAUUCCCCCAAGCCGACACUCUAGAGGAGUUCUGGGAGAUCAUUCAAGCCGGAAAAACCGCACUUAGUACUAUGCCACUUGAGCGAUUCAACCCAGCCGAAAUUGCUCGUGAGCCCAAGUUGACCGAGUACUGGGGUAAUUUUCUUCGCCGUCCUGAUGCUUUCGACCACAGAUUCUUCGGCAUAUCCGGUCGCGAAGCCAAGUCUAUGGAUCCACAACAGCGGUUGGCGUUGCAGGUUGCGUAUGAAGCGCUUGAAUCGUCGGGAUAUUGCGUCAAGGAAACGAGCUCUAGAGUAACAGAUAUAGGCUGCUAUCUUGGCGUGGGUUCCGUUGAUUACGAGGACAACAUCGAAUCCGAGAACGCGAACGCAUUCGCAGCCACAGGAAUGUUGAGGGCGUUCAUUAGUGGUCGCAUUAGCCAUUUUUAUGGAUGGACCGGGCCAUCUAUUACAUUCGAUACGGCUUGCUCAUCGUCUGCUGUAGCUAUACACACAGCAUGCAAGGCACUUCUUGGAGGGGAAUGUUCUAUGGCGCUGGCCGGAGGAGUUAAUGUCAUAACAAGCCCUACUCUGCACCAGAAUCUCGCUGGGGCAUCUUUCUUAAAUUCCAACGGUUCCUCUAGAGCUUUUGACACAAUGGCUGGUGGAUACUGUCGCGGUGAAGGCGCCGGAAUUCUCGUCUUGAAGCCGCUCUCGCGAGCAGUGGUAGAUGGCGAUACUGUGUUGGGAGUGAUCGCAGCUUCGGCAGUUAACCAAGGCUCCAACUGUAGUCCAAUUACAGUCCCAGACUCCCGGUCUCAGAGUUCGUUGUAUGAACGUGUGCUUACGACUGCACGGAUAAAACCUGCGGAUGUUACUUAUGUCGAAGCACACGGCACAGGCACUCCGGUUGGAGACCCUAUUGAGUAUGAGAGUGUUCGCAUGCACAAGAUGAUCCCGAAACAGGCCAACUUCGUAUCGCUCAAUCCACGCAUCAAGGCAUCUUCUUCAAACAGGAUUAUAGUGCCAAAGGCGACACAACCGUGGACAUCCCAAAAACAUGUGGCGCUAGUAAACAAUUAUGGAGCUGCAGGUAGCAAUGCUGCGAUGCUAAUUCGCGCGCAUUCAGAGGGUCCCUUAGAUUCAACAUCGGGGAUUAAAGAUCAGGCAUCUUCCACCGUCUAUCCAAUCCUCAUCUCUGCCAAAUCUUCAAGCAAUCUCCAGUUGUAUGUGGAUGCACUGAAGGCAUACUUGCCGCGGACUGAAGCGUCGCUUGGGAGUAUCGCAUAUAACAUAGCUCGAAGCCAUAAUUCAGCAUUUGACAACCGGAUAGCAUUUACUGCAUCCGAUAUGCAGGGCUUGUUGUCUGGCCUGGAUAGUUUCACCACGAGCGGUAGUAUGGUGACACGCACGAACAAGUAUCCGGUAGUGCUAUGCUUCGGUGGCCAGACCGGUAGGAAUGUUACUAUUUCGAAGGACCUAUACGAUAAUUGUGAUAUCUUUAGAAAUAAUUUGUCGUGGAUUGAUUCCGGACUCGAGGUGGACACUGUGAUAGGGCACAGUUUUGGACAGCUCACAGCGCUCUGCAUAGCUGGAUCAAUUUCGUUGGAAGACACCUUCCGCCUCAUUUCUGGUAGAGCCCGUAUCAUACGGGAUAGCUGGAAUACAGAGAGCGGAGCGAUGUUGUCGGUUGAAUGCGACAAGGCAGAGAUUGAAGCCGUAGUACAGCGGUUAAACGCGAUGGAUGACUAUCGUGUGGAUAUCGCUUGUUAUAACGGUCCCCGCAGCUUUGUCCUCGCUGGAGAUACACGAUCAAUCGACAGAGUUGAGGAGGAAUGUUCGUCCUUCAAGAAAACUCGACUUCAAAACACCCAUGCAUACCAUUCUUAUGUUGCUGAUGGUAUAUUAUCCGAUUUGAGGGGGUUGGCCGAGUCAAUCAGUAUACGAACCCCUCGUAUUCACGUCGAAACUUGUUCUGCCGGUGGUAACUGGUCGCUCUUCACCGCGGACGAGGUGGUAAAACAUACCCGACAGCCGGUAUACUUCGCGGAUGCGAUUGAAAGGAUAUCUGCUCGUCUCCCCUCUGCUAUAUGGUUAGAAGCUGGCUCAGCUUCUCCCAUAGUUCCUAUGGCACGCCGUAUAAUCCCUAAGGCUGAUAGGUCGGACAUCUUCAUACCUACGGAAUUAGGAAGCGUUGGUGCGACGGCUAACCUGGCAAAUGCUACAUGCCAGCUCUGGAAGGCAGGGUCAGCGACGCAACACUGGGCUUUCCACCAGUCCCCCAGUAGCCGCUACAUGAGAAUAAACCUCCCGCCUUAUCAGUUUGACAAGACGAGUCACUGGAUCGAAUACAAACCUCGGACAAAAGUCGGAGUUAGCGAAAAUCCAAAUGCCACCUCCAAGGCAUCAGGUCUUGUAAGUAUCUUAAAGAGCGGUGCGAAGGGAGAGCAUUUAUUCUCGGUUGAUACCUCCAAUGUUAUCUUCCAACUAGCUGGCCAAGGCCACGCGGUCACGGGCCAAAGCCUUUGUCCGGCAUCCAUGUAUGUCGAACUGGCUGUUAGAUGUGCUACUAUGCUACUCGACACAGUCUAUGCGACUAAUGCGAUACCUCAUGUCGAAGGUUUGACAAUGUCGGCACCUCUUGGACUUGGUGCCGGAAUUCCCGUGUUUAUGCGUCUUCGCAAUGUUGCACGAGGGUCUUGGAAUUUUGCGCUCUUUAGCCGAUCAUCUAUGCAUGGAGAUGCGGGAGGCAAUGAAACCGAGCACGCCCAAGGAGUUAUAAGUUAUAUUCCAGUAGAUGAUGCUGUGGCAGAGAGUCGAUUAAAAUUGUUGCGAAGGCUCGCUCGAAGUUCCGGUACGGAUCGGAUUAGGAAGUUGCCCUCGGCGACUGGAGUGAGUGGCGCAAUGGUGUAUAAACUAUUCUCUGACGUCGUCGAGUAUGCGAGUUAUUAUCGCGGCGUCCAAAAUUUGUCAGCAGUGGACAACGAGGCGGUCGGCUUAGUCACGGUUCCGACCGAUCAGCCACUUGGUAUGGACGCCGGCAUCUGCGACCCAAUUUCCCUUGACAACUUCCUUCAAGUUGCAGGAAUCCAUGUUAACUGCUUGUCUCCACGAAAGGACGACGAAGUUUUCAUGUGUACUGCAGUCGAAGAAGUUAUUUUCUCCGCCUCCUUCAUGUCAAACAGGGUUCAUUCUCGUUCAUGGACUGUUUACACCCGCUAUGAAGCAACGUCAAAUUCCGUCAUAGCAAACGAUAUUUUCGUUUGUGAUGCUGCAUCUAAGGAAUUAGUCGUGGCCAUCAUGGGCGCGACCUUCAGGAGUGUCCCUUUCAGAUCUUUGUCGAGAAGCCUCAGCAGACUCAACAACAAGAGCGCACCCAACACCAACAUUAUCCUUGGCCCUACUGCGAUAAGCCCACAAAUUAGCGACAGUGAUAGCGACGAUGCAGAUUCGGAAUAUCAGAAGGGUUAUACCCCGUUAACAGAAUACGAGGAAGAGAAGCUGCCUGCUAAGCAUGGAUAUUUCUCACACACGCAGUCUUCAUUGGCAUCAAAUCUUCAAUCCCUUGGAAUCCAGCAGUCCGUAGAGGAAGUGACCCAAACUCCUGAUAUUGUCCGACAAGUACGCGAGAUGUUCAGUGCUAUAAUAGAGAUUCCGGUGGAGGAAAUUGAGCCUUCGUCGAGCUUGGAUGACCUCGGUAUCGAUUCGUUAUUAGUCACUGAGGUUUUGGUGGAAAUCCAGAGCCGAUUCCAGGUUAAGAUUACGCAGGCACAAUUUCAAGAAUGUACUGAUGUACUCGACGUUGCUCGCUUCAUCCAACCAGUUGAAAAGACCAUCAAGUCUCAGCCCCCUGUUGAAAAGCCAGGUGUAAAGCAUAACACCGCUGAGAAGCUCCUCAAUAGUAUAUCGGACUCUGUAAGUCAGUAUGACGCAGAUAAGAUUGGAGAGAAUCUUGCAAUUGCGAGCCGCGAAUGUUUCGUUGAAGCAAAACCCUCAUAUGAUCAACACGCAGAAACAACUGGGUUCAAGAACUUCAACACAGAUGUUUUCCCCCUUCAAUCGGAACUCGUCGUCCAAUAUGUUCUAGCAGCUUUCGCUUCUCUGGGCUGUGUGGUACCAGACUUGAACCCCAGAGAUGAGGUGCCCAUGAUUCGGUUUGAUCCAAAACACAACAAGGUUGUCCCUCAAUUGUAUAAGAUUCUGGAAGAUGCCGGUCUUUUGAAAAAGGGGCAAGACGGAGUGCUUCGUCGCACCGAGAAAUCGAUUCAAAUGGUACCCACUCUUCCUCUUCAUGAGCAAAUGCUAAAGUUGUUCCCAAAGCAUACCUCCGAGACGAAGCUUCUGUAUGCAACAGCCCACAAAUUGGCUGAUUGCCUCACUGGGGCCGCCGAUCCCAUUUCAUUAAUAUUUGGGACUUCUGAUGCACGCGCUCUUCUUGCAGAUGUCUACACGAACGCACCCAUGUUUAAGACCGGAACUCUUCUUCUUUCCCAAUACCUAACAUCUGUACUAAAGCGCUUUAAAGGUGGCCGCGAAUUGAGAAUCCUCGAGCUUGGUGCUGGUACUGGAGGCACAACGAAAGACGUUGUUGAGAAGUUAGCUGCGCUCGGUCCCGAGUACAAGUUUUCGUACACAUUCACCGAUCUUUCGUCUUCACUUGUUGCGGCGGCUCGACGGAAGUUUGCGAAAUGGCCUUUCAUGCGGUAUACUGUGGUUGAUAUCGAGAAAGACCCGAACCCGCAAUUCCUAGGCGCCUAUGAUAUCAUCAUCUCAACCAAUUGCAUACAUGCGACCAAGAGUUUGGUAAACUCGACUACCAAUAUCCGCAAGAUGCUAAGCCCAGACGGAAUUCUGUGUCUGGUAGAGCUAACGCGUAACCUAUUUUGGUUCGAUCUGGUGUUCGGUCUUCUAGAAGGCUGGUGGUUAUUUAGUGAUGGUCGUAAACACGCCCUGGCUCGCGAGACACUAUGGGAGAAGGAAUUGAAUGCCGCUGGAUUUAAUUGGGUGGACUGGAGUGAUACGCCGGCUUCCGAAUCCCAUAUCUUAAAGGUUAUCACGGCUUCCCCGUACGCUGUUGAUGCUAAGACGACCGGUGGCCUACCCAAUGGUGGAUUACCACUGAGAGAGACCGUUGCCUUCAAGCAAGUAGAUGGGGUAGAACUCCAGGCAGAUAUCUACUAUCCUCCAGAGGUAGUCGAUUCUGGACGAACUCUUCCUGUAGUAACGCUUCCCAAUGGCCCUAUGUCUGAUGCUGCCGAUGCAUUAUUAUGGAUUCGUACGGUUCUCCCGAAGCUCACGCUUUCAAGGCGUGAUGUUCAUAUUGACGCAGAAAGAGUUGUGGCUGUGGGCUGGUCAAGUGGAGGACAUCUAGCUAUGUCUCUAGCUUGGACAUCUUUAGCCCGUGAAAUUAAACCUCCGUCGGCUAUUUUGGCGUUUUACAGCCCGUCAGAUUAUGAAGAUUCGUUCUGGAUCGAGCCUAACGUCCCUGCCGGCUCAAGGGUCAUGAAUGGAGCCACAUCGUACGAAUUAGAUGACCAGGUUUGGACAGGUAUUUCCGACCAUGCCAUUGUUGGUUAUAACCCUCCUCCUACAAAACGAGCAUUAGGUGGCUGGUUGGCGCCUACCGAUCCUCGCAGUCGACUGGCCCUAUACAUGAAUUGGCAUGGCCGCACACUUCAUACGAUUCUAGGCGGGCUUGACAAGAAUAACCGAAUAGAGCCGCAGAUUCCAGCAACUGAGCUUAUCAAGGCCGUCAGCCCGCUAGCGCAAGCACGAGCGGGUAGAUACACCACGCCAACGUUUCUCAUUCAUCCCCGAGAGGACGACCUAGUCCCAUGGCAGCAGGCCGAGCGCACGUGGCAGGCACUGCAGGCAACGGGAACGGAGGCUCAACUGAGGAUUGUGGAAGAUGUUCCGCACCUUUUUGACCUAUACCCAGAGCAUCAGAGCAACGAAUUCCUCGCGGGAAUCGUGGCCGAAGGAUAUGAGUUCUUGUGUCAACAUGUUGGUUUGAGUGAUUGA